Molecule: messenger RNA, 8836 nt
Organism: Austrofundulus limnaeus
Lineage: Eukaryota; Metazoa; Chordata; Actinopteri; Cyprinodontiformes; Rivulidae
Product: death-inducer obliterator 1
Exons: 16
Coding region: 428-8272 (2614 amino acids)
Biological process (GO): DNA-templated transcription; apoptotic signaling pathway
Cellular component (GO): nucleus
Source: RefSeq, a predicted model, not a curated record
CAGACCCACACGCCCAACAUCAGCAUUGUUGGUGCAGUUCUCCUCCCGGCCAGUGGGGGCGCUCCAAAACAAACAUUUUCCGUAUCAGUCAGUCAGCCAUCUGCCGCAGUCAGUUAGAUCCAAGAGGAAUGGAAAAUGGAGGACUGAYCAAAACGAGGGCACGUCGUCAGUAUUUUAGUAUAUAGGUUCCUCAACCUUGUACUGAUGAUUCAUUAUUUGAUGCCAGAUUAUCUGAGAUCACAUUUUCACACCCGUUGCUGCUAAAUUGCAGGUUUUGGAGAGGAGGAGAAGGGACAAAAGGAACUGUUUAAGAGAAAAGGCAGGAAUGUGGCUAAAUUGUUGCUGAAUCAUUCAGAGAAGUCUACUAAGGCCAAGAGAGACAAAAAAGACUUGGUGUUCCCGUCAGUCUACCAUUKCAGAGAGAGAGAUGCCAGUGGAGGCAGCAACUGACAGUCCUGAAAACCGCUGUCCAGUGCGGCGAAGUGGCAGACAGCCCAAACGAACUGACAAACUAGAGGAAUUCCUCUUGACUGCAAAACGAGGGUCAAGAAAGAGUGCUCCCCCCAGCCUGGAAAGUGGAGAUCCUCCUUCCCAAACCCCAACCGAUGCAGAGACUGCCUCUGAAGCCAGUUUCGAUGGCAGCGCUGACUCCAAGAUUGUAGACGACAAAGUGGAGUCUCCAGAACGCAGGACAAGAAGUAGCACGAGGAGGCAAGCUCAAAUGAAAACCCAAGAAAGACGACAGACAAGGAGUUCCUGCAGAGCAAUGGURAAAGAUGAGGAGAGCUCUGAGAAUGAAGAGGACAGUAAAGACACUGACCAAAAAGAUUCAUUAGAGGACGGCAGUMAGAAGAACACAGAUAAAAAUGAUGAUCUCAAACUGGAAAAAGCAGAUGGCAUUAAUGCAACACAAGCUCAGUCUGAGCAGGACCCAGGUAAGAAAGUAGUUCCUGAGAAGAGUCAGUCUGGAGCUAAAAAUGACAAAGAAAAAAUGGAGGAGGAGACCGACGAAGACAGCGUUGACCCGUCUCUACCAGUGCCAGGAAAUCGUAGGCCAGUACGAACUUACAUCAAUAAAAUGAGGGCGGCUAAAAAGAACACUACACCUGCAGCACCUUCUCCUGCUAACAAGAACACAACAGUUGCCAAGAAGGAAACAAAGCCCAAUGUCACUAAAGCUGCUGGCAAGACGAACAAGCCUGAAACAGAAGAAGAGGACGAUGACGACUCUUAUACAUCCUCAUCCUCCUCUUCAUCAAACGAGUCUGACGGUGGAGGCUACGACCCCAAUGCUCUGUACUGCAUCUGUCGUCAGAAACACAACAAACGGUUUAUGAUCUGCUGCGACCGUUGUGAGGAGUGGUUUCACGGGGACUGUGUGGGCAUCACUGAAGCUCGCGGGCGCUUGAUGGAAAGAAACGGGGAAGAUUAUGUUUGUCCCAACUGUACGGCCAAGAAAAGCCAGGUGGUCCGGCCUGCUACAUCUAUUCUUUCUGCAAGUGCAGAUGUUUCAAAGCCCAAAGCUGCUGCCGCUCCAGUUAAAACUUCUUCUGUGAGCCCGUCUACAACUGCUGAGAGAGUUGCCACUAGUGAAGCAAAUUCAUCUGCUGUUCAGGCUGCAGCACUACCUCUGUCCUCUACAGUGAGUGGGACGGAAGAGAAGGGGGUAGAGGAUGCCGGCAUCAAAGGCAGGAUAGAAAAAGCUACAAAUCCAACUGGGAAGAAGAAGAUUAAGAUCUUUCAGCCGCAGACUGUUCAGCAGCCAGUUCAACCCAAAGCAGACCAGAAGACUGYGCCCGCUGUGGAGACAAAGGCACCGUCAUCGGAGCAGAAAGCCCCAGCAGAAACUGUGCAAAAGGUUGCUACGACUGUGGAGGUGAAAACAACGCCAACCAUGGAAGUGUCAGAGGAUAAGUCCAAGCAGAAGGCUGAAGACGACUCUUCCCUUCCCAAUUGCAUCGGGCCCGGCUGCGAAAAUAACGCCCAGCCUGACUCUGUGUACUGCGGAAAUGACUGCAUCCUGAGACAUGCUGCUGCUGCCAUGAAGUCCAUCACUGACGUCAAAGAGCCCAAACUGAAGGAAAAGGCCAAGCCUCAGACAGACAAGUCUGCUUCAAAGAAGAGUGUUGCUGGUGGGAAGAAGGCACAAAAGACGGAGGACGCCUCAGACAGCGAGGAAGACCUCGGCCAUGAAACGGAUGAGGACGACGAAGAUGAGCAUGCUGAGGAACACCCGCCCCCUCCGUCUACAGCUUCCUGGUCCAGCGAUCAUAAUUACAUUGCAGUAAUGCCAGAAAAGACUACAGCCGUGUCACCAACAGUGUUAAACAAAAAGUCUCCUCCCAAAGAAGAGAAGCAGAAUGAGAAGGAGCAAAUUCCAUCUUCGGAGAGGUCCACAGCAUCUGAAACACCAAGCAAACGACACAAGAAGUCCCUUCCAACUAAAGCUGAGAAGGUGUCUUCUAGGACCAAGAAGUCUUCUCCAGCUGCUAGCUCAAAGACGACAAAGAAACCUGCCACAAACCCAACUAAAACUGCAGCAAAGUCCAAGAAACCAGGCUCUACACCUGCCCCAGCCCCAUCCCCCUUCCCUCCUGGUCCAGUUCACAUCACGGGGGCACUCAGGGUCACCAAGUGCAACUUCACCAUUCCCAAGAAGCAGCCUCAACAAAAGGAAGCAGAGACCAAGUCAAACUCCUCAAGAGUCCCAUCAUCUCCAGUGUCUUCAGCUCCAUCCAGUCAUUCCUCAUCUUCCAGACCAGCGCAUCCACCAACAUCAGCACCACCUGCUUCUCCAAUGAGGCCCCCACCCAACCACCAAAUGAGAAAGAACAUCUGCCGCUCACUGACAGACAUCCUGUUCAAGAGGGUGAGCGACAGUGACGAUCUGAAAAUGACAGAGAAUGAAGUGGGACAACUUGCAUUUGCUAUUGAGAAGGAGAUGUUUAACCUCUGCCUGAGCACCGACAGCAAGUACAAGAACAAAUACAGAACCCUCAUGUUCAACCUGAAAGAUCCUAAAAACAAAGGCUUGUUCUACAGGGUGAUCGGUGGAGAGGUAACUCCCUUCAGACUGGUGCGACUGAGCGCUGAAGAGCUGCUGUCUAGAGAGAUAUCUGAGUGGAGAAAGUCUGAUACUACUGGGGGUCAUUCUGCCAGUGCAAGGUCCCAUUCCGGGCAGUCCAAGCUUAGAAACAGGCAUGGCUCUCACAGCCUUGAUAUGGAGGAUGCUCCACCAUCGUCUGAUCCAGAUGUAUGUAUUUUUACUGCCACUUCGUCUUCUCGCUUGGGUUCAGCUUCAGACCAAGAUGAGUCUGGUUCCACCCCCUCGGCUUCUGUUCAGUCAUCUGCAGUUGAAGGAAGCAGUGGCAGCGGURUGGUGGAUGUUUUCAGCAGCAUGCUCAAAGACACCACCUCUCAGCACAAGACCCAUUUGUUUGACCUGAACUGUAAAAUAUGUACAGGACAAAAACCAGAAGAUGAGCCUGCAGCUAAAAAAGCCAGACUAACCAAGAAGCCUGACACAAAGCCACCCAGGCUGGAGUCUGCUUCAUCCAGGCCAGGGGAUGUGUCUCCUGUCAGUCAAACACAGGCCACCACGGCCUACCCUCACCAAGAUGCUGUGAUGUACCAGCACUUGUUCCCUCCGUCCUGUCAGGCCAACAUGGAGCCCUCUGUUCCUGAAUCUCAACCCCAGCCUUAUCAAGAGGACCCCAGCAUCAUGGCCCCUCCAGCUCAGACCCCUGUGCUUAUCGCCCCGGCUGUUUCCUCUGUAAGCAUCACUCGGAGAGACCCUCGCAUGGCCAGGCACACCCCUGGGGUGAAUAUUGUCCAGACAGCCCCAGAGAAACCAAACAUCAGCCCAGCGGAGCCAGUGUUGCCAGCUUCUCUUCCUGCUCCAGUGGAUGUUGGCGCUAAGGUGCCACUGCCAAUGCCCCCCGCUGCACCAUCACCAGUGGCUGUGGCAAAAUCUGCAACAAAAAGUACACCUGAGCCUCUUCUUGAAGGGGAAACUGCAAUCUUCCUCCAUGGUCAGGAGACAAUAUGGAAAGGAUUUGUCAACAUGCAUACAGUAGCCAAAUUUGCAACCAAGGCUUACUUGGUUUCAGGAUCCUUUGAACACCUUAAAGAGGAUUUGCCUGACACCAUUCAUGUGGGAGGUCGGAUAUCUCCAAGCACUGUAUGGGACUAUGUUGGGAAGCUAAAAACGUCCCUUUCCAAGGAGCUUUGUCUGAUCCGUUUCCACCCAGCCACAGAGGAAGAAGAGGUGGCGUAUGUCUCUCUCUUUUCUUACUUCAGCAGCAGAAAGAGAUUUGGCGUGGUGGCCAACAACAACCGGCGCAUCAAAGACCUUUAUCUCAUCCCCCUUAGCUCAAAGGAUCCCUUACCUUCAAAACUGUUACCAUUUGAUGGACCAGGACUCGAACCAGCUCGUCCCAACCUCCUCCUAGGGUUGCUGAUUUGUCAGAAGGACAGAAAACGUGCCGGUGUGCUGCUUGAAACGGAGGAGAAACGAGCAAAGAUACAAAUCAAAGAAGUGGAUGAAACUGGUCUUCCAAAGCCACCCUCCACCGUGAAAGUUGACAAGAGCACACGGCAGAGUCUUGAAAUCCCCUUCAGCACAACUCCCCCUGGAUCACCUCCAUCUAGCUCCUCUGAGGCUCCCAGCAGCACUGCAACUGCCUCAUCAGUUCUUUCCUUGCUAUCAUCUGUUAAAGCUGCAGCUUCAUUUUCUACUUCUGGCAAGGAUUCUCCAUCCAUGUCCAGCUCUCUUGCUGCCUCUGUAGCAGGCGCCAAUCCUCUUCAGACCAUUCUCAAACUCUUCAAGAACACAAAACACGAUUCAGAGGCCUCAAACUCUCCAUCUGAUCAAUCUGGGGAGCUCCCCACCCCUGCUACAUUGUUAGAUCCCAUUGUGCGGCAGUUUACACAAAAUUCUAAGGAGAGCACAGUGGAGGAGGAUGAUGACCGACCAUAUGACCCAGAAGAGGAGUAUGACCCCAGUAGAGGCUAUAAUGUAGCCAAGAAGCCUGCUGAGGCUUUGGUCCAACCAGAGGUCUCUAAACAACCUGAGGUGGUAGACAAUGAAACUGAUGAUGUGGCAUAUGACCCAGAAGAUGACUCUAUUUUUGAUGAGGUUAAAACCGUGGCACCAGUUGAACCCAAACCUGCAACUGAAUGUGUACCUAAUCCACAAAAGAUCCUGGAAAACCUUAAAAGAAUUGGAGAACAGGCGUUACAGAAACAGCUGGGACAGCAAAUGUCAUCCGCAGCCUCUUCAACGCCCCAAAAAACACUUGUAACUCAGCCUGUCGCGUCGCUUUUGGCCAACAGUCAGCUGCUUCAGCUUGGCAAGAAGGUUGAAGAACUGGUCAAGUCAUCAGCAGCAGCAGCCCCUCUGAUCAACCAGAGGAGAGAUCCGAGACAGAGCAGGGAUCUUCAACAGUCUACCAGUGAACGGCAACCACUUGAUGAGCCUGAGGACAAAGAAGAGUCAUCUACUCCUGUGGCUGAUCCUGUUCCCCCUGCACAGCCUGUGGCAAAAGAGUCAGAGCAGCCUAUUACAGAAGAACUUGUUGAUUCUUCACAAGACAAAAAGACUUUGCCACGCAAGGAAGAGGAGAUGGAGACUCUGCCUUUCAUGCCAUCAGAUGAGGAGGAGGUGUCGAUUCCUUUGUUAGGAGAGGAAGUAGACCCUGAUAUGGAAGCCAACUACAUGGAUAACAAAAAUCCUACAGCUGAGGAAGAGCAAGAAGAUGAGGAAGCAGAGGUGGACAAGUACAGUCUUUGGCCAAAUGCAGCUAGCAUUUUAAAACCUGCUGAAGACUCAGAGUAYGAUGAAAAUAGCCAGGAUUCUACAAGUUAUCACAGAGACUCCAGAGACUYUUUCACAGAGGCUUCUACAAUCCCAGUUCUCACUCAGAGCACAACAGCUGAUGCUCACUCACGUCACAUGUCACAUCGCAUGGCAUCUCCGAGCUUUGAUGAGUACAGACCUCCCACUGAUCUUCCACCRCCAUCCAGGUUCAAUGCACCCCAUCCCAUGCAGGGACAGAACUUGAUUAUGAGGCCUCCACCUGCAACCAUGCUGCCACCCAUUCGAGGUCCCCCUCCAAUGUCAGCUCCCCCUUCUAUGCAGGGUCCCAUUCCAAUCCACGUUCUGCCCCCGGUGCGUAGUGCUCCACCCUUGCAAGGUGACAGCAGUCAGCAUUACGGCCCACCUACGUCCUCGUAUCCUCCCUACCAGAACCAGUGGGCAAGCACCCAGCUACCAACACAGCAGCCCCUUCCUGGACCACCACCACCACAGAACAUUAUGCCACCCAGAGGGCCACCCGUAUCAUUCCCUCCAGUUGCUCAAAGAGGGCCCCCUCCACAAAUGUUUGAUCCCUCUAUUGUCCCUCAGCACAUUAGACAGCAAGCACCCMAUCCAGGCCUACCCCCGCCUCUUACAUUUGAACAUAACUUACCUCCACCAAGACUAACUGGUCCACCUCCUUUUAAUUUUCCUGCAAACAGAGCUCCACCUCCUCCUUUCACUGCCCUCCCACCUGCACACUUUGACAACAGACCCCCACCUUCAAACAUCUUCCCAGGGCCCCGAGGUCCUCCACCAUCCCAGUAUGGUGAGCAGCAUUAUAACAAAGACAUCCCCAGUAGCUCCUUUAAUCCAAAUCUGGAGCAAAAUCCAAAUGUGCACCGUAUUUUAAAAGACAAUCAGGGACUUGUGCCAGGUCCUCCUUACCAAGCACCUCCACCUAACCAGUAUGAAGACAGAAGAGGCCCCCCUUCUGUUGGGGAGAUAAGUGGACAGCAUUUUAGGCCUCUUGGCCAAUAUGGGAGCUCCGGGCCACCAUCUUCACCUGCACACAGAGGGUCGUUCGAUGAGCUUCGAGGUCCUCCGGUUCAGGAAAACAGAUCUCACCUUUCUCAGCGUUCUGAGCGUUUUCGCUUUGAUUGGCAAUCGGACGAGCCCAGACUCAUUCGCCACAACGUGCCACUGCACCCAAUCCAUGCAGAUGAACCCCAUGGUCAUCCAAGUCGCCAUGAAGCCCACAGCCCAGACCUACACAGAGAAGACCACUGGCGCCACCUUUCCCCUGACAUAAGGAGGAGGAGCAGCACCACUCGUGAGGACACAGAGCCUCGCGGCGGAGAACGGUUGAGUCGCUUUGAUGGAGGACACAGAGAACUCGCUCCUGGCUCCUCACAGUCCUCUGAGGAGCGACAGAGAGAACCUUCUGAGGAUCGACGGAGGGAAAGAGAGAAGGAAGGACCUCAUGGGGGCAGGUCAUCAUGGGACAGGGGACAAGGAAUGCGCUGGAGCCGAGAGCAUGAGUGGGAGAGAGCCAGAGAAAGAGGCCUGGACAGAGAACCAGAACAUGACCGGGAAAGUGACCGCAGCAGAGUGAGGGAUGCUGAAAAGCACAGGGACACUGAGGGAGAGCGACACAAAGACCAAGACUCUGAAAAAAGGAGAGAUAGAGACCGUGCAAGAGAGGGUGACAGAGACCGAGAGAGGGAGCGGGAGGGAGACAGAGACCGGGACAGAGACCGAGAGGGUGGCAGAGACCGAGAGAAGGAGCGGGAGGGAGACAGAGACCGGGACAGAGAGCGAGAGGGAGGCAGAGACCGAGAGCGACAAAGUAACAGAGAGCGAGACAGAGAGAGAGAGCCUGACAGAGACCGUGACAGGGAGAGAGAGGGAGACAAAGACAGAGAGCGACAGAGUAACAGAGAGCGAGACCGGGAAAGAGAGCCUGACAGAGACCGAGAGAAGGAGCGGGAAGGAGACAGAGAGCGAGAGGGAGGGAGAGACCGGGACCGACAGAGUGACCGAGAUAGGGAAAGAGAGGGUGACAAAGAUCGAGACCGAGAGAGGCAGAGAGACCGAGACAGGGAGAGAGAGAGCGAUCGAGACCGGGAGAGGCACCGAGACAGGGAGAGAGAGGGCGACCGAGAUCGAGGUAGGGACUCUGACCGCAGGGACUACGACCGUGACAGGACACGAAACCGUGACAGAGAACAUGAGCGGGACAGAAAACGAGAUGGAUCCAGAAGCAGRGAUCGGGAUCGUGGUAAAGAUCGAGGAAGGGACCGGGACCGAGACCAAGAUAGGGACAGGGAAAGGGAGAAAGAGAGAGAUCGUGACAGAGACAGAGAUCGUCGGGAAAGGAGCAGAAGCAGAGAAAAGAAAGAGGAGAAAAGACACAAACAUGAUUCGUCCAAGGGGAAAGCCAGGAGUACAGACACUGACAAGAGCUCCUCCUAGUUUCUGGUUUCUGGAUCUCUGUUUUUAAUGUUCUUAAACCUCUACCUGAUCACAAAUUGGGUAUAUGUGUAUGAACAGUAUUUUGUUAAAUUUAGCUAACUUUCUUUCCUACUAGGAUAAAAAAAAGAAAUCAAUUGUCUAGAUUUUCCUCACUUUAGCAUUUUUGUUUAUUUCAUCACAAUUGAAAAAAGUCCACUUAAAUUCCUUCUGUACCAUAGAUGAGUAGGCUACUAAGUCCUGAUACAUGUAUUCUCUUGUUGAAACAUUUUUUGUUUUUUAAAAUGUAACUGAAUACUGCUCCAUUUACAACAUGUAAAUAUGAACAUAUUUGUAUAGAUACUGAUGUUUUUAUUACUUUUCUAUGUGGAAAAAAAUAUAAGCCAUAUAUCUGAGGUGGACAAUGUGAAGGUUACAGCAACACUGUUGCAACACAURACUGAGUCUGUGCUGAGCAGCUUUGAACUAAGACUUCUAUCUACAGUGUACCAACCAGACAUACUUUAUGAGAAUGAAUGUCCAGUUUUUGUUUCAGCUAAAACAAUUAAACAUGUUUAUUGAAGUGUG